Molecule: messenger RNA, 819 nt
Organism: Penicillium antarcticum
Lineage: Eukaryota; Fungi; Ascomycota; Eurotiomycetes; Eurotiales; Aspergillaceae
Exons: 4
Coding region: 1-819 (272 amino acids)
Biological process (GO): polysaccharide catabolic process
Molecular function (GO): cellulase activity
Source: RefSeq, a predicted model, not a curated record
AUGGUUUGUUUCAGACAGUCUCUUGCCCUGGCGGCCCUGUCAUUGACCCAUGCUGCUUUCGCCCUUCCCGCACUGACCGAUCUUUCCUCUCGGGCUCAAUCCUCAACUCAGCUUUGCGGGGACUAUGCUAACAUUAUUCUUUCAAAUACGCCAUGGAUUGUCUACAACAUGCUGUACAAUGCCGAUCAGAUCGACGGCACGCAAUGCACAAAUUAUGACGGGGUCACCGCAAGCGUCAAUGGCACCAAAGAAGUUCUUUGGAGCAGCGUGACCAAUAUCGACUAUGUCGAGAGCACAAACAACGUUCCCAAAGGGUACUCCUUUGUCGGUCUAACUCAGAACCUCGAGACCAAACUGUCCGCUAUCGAGUCCAUUCCUGCUGCCUACAGCUGGAUGCGUACCAAUACCACUGAUUUUAAGGGAAACAUCUGCUUCGACUUCAUGACCAAUGAUAUCAAAGGUGACUCGACGUCGUCCUCCUCGCAUGAACUCAUGCUAUGGCUGCAGUACGAGGGUGGCCAGCUCCCAAUCGGCUGGACCAACGGACCGGCUGCAACUGUUGAUAACCUCUUCGGGGCCUCGUGGACGCUGUACGAAGACGUCAACACUGACACCGGGAUAACAGUCAGCACCCUAAUGCCUACCAAACAGUUUGAGGGCUCUUUCUCUGGAGAUCUGAAGGAUUGGCUGCUCGCUAUGGCCAAUCUGGGCAGAUUUACGGAGUCCACAUAUGUCAAUGUCGGCAAUGCUGGCACCGAGUUCUUUUACGGAAAUGCCGUGAUGAACGCGACCCUCGGGUUGCAGAUUGACCUGGCGUGA